GUCUUGACAUAAUGACAGCUGGUUUUUUUAGAGGGAGCAUCUUGACAGUGUGUUUGCUCGCAUCAUAUAUAUAAAUGGAAGCGAGGUUGCAGUUUGAUGGAGUAUAAGGCAUACAAACCUCCGUUCAGGCGGUUAAUUAUUAGGUGGCGGGCAGCCGGGCAACACAUAUCAUCAUAGCUACUAGUAGGCUAAGGCUAAAGAUCAUCGGCGGCGAUGGCAACCAACGCUUCGUCUCGCGCCGCGGUACUGCUCUUUGCGGUGUACGCGUCGCUGGCAUCGGCAACGACGACGUACACCGUCGGCGGCGUGCACAGCUGGAUGACCGGCGUCGACUAUGCUGACUGGGCCAGCGGCAAGACGUUCGCCGUCGGAGACAAACUAUUGUUCAGCUACGUGAGGACGGAUCACACCGUGACCAAGGUGAGCAGGAGCGAGUACGACGCCUGCUCCGGCAGCGACGCGACGAGCGAGGACAACAGCAGCGGCUUGACCACCGUGACGCUCGCGACCCCCGGCAUGCACUACUUCAUCUGCACCACCCCCGACCACUGCGCCGGCGGCAUGAAGCUCGCCGUCAACGUCUCGGCCACCACGACGGCCUCAUCUGGCAGCGGCGGCGGCCUGGAAGUGACAGCAGGCGCCAACGCUGGUGGCGGAUUGCUGGUUCCAGUUCCAGUGAUGGCUUCCGUCGCCGCCGCCGCCGCAACGGGGGCUCUACGCUCUAGUAAUCGAGCUUGGGCUGCUGUGACGGAUCGAGCGCAGCCGCCAGCCGCGUACGCCGACGGCGACUCAGCAUCAGCAUGUCAGGGCACAGACACAGUUCAUCUGUUCAUGAGUCGUACUCCUAUACUUGUAUAAAAUAUAAAAUAGUAUAAUACAGUAGUAUGUAAUUGUCCACAUCUCUGCUAUACGUUUUCUGGCGAUUGUCCACUCCUGCA
Sorghum bicolor (sorghum) is the source of this 938-nucleotide messenger RNA. Its product is annotated as blue copper protein. Gene Ontology annotation, cellular component: plasma membrane. The transcript has 2 exons. The record is from RefSeq and is a predicted model, not a curated record. Lineage: Eukaryota; Viridiplantae; Streptophyta; Magnoliopsida; Poales; Poaceae. Bases 214 to 858 code for a protein of 214 amino acids. Gene Ontology annotation, molecular function: electron transfer activity.